UCUCCUUCUCUCCGGCUCUGUCUUUCUCUCUCUCCCCCCUCACCCACUACACGCGCGCGCGCGCUCUCACACCCGCGCGCCCUCCUUCGCCGAGCCUUUCCUUCGGCUCCUUCUGUUCCUGUCAUCUCCCUUCCGCUCCUGCCUGGGCACCCGGCGCGCUCGCUCCCUCGCUCGCCUGCCCGCCUCCCUCCUCCUGCGCUCUUCCACUUCUUUCCCCCGUCUCUUUCCCUCUUCUACCUCUGCUCUCUCACCCCCCCCACCCCUCACCCUCACCCCGUCGCGCACCUACUUACCUUUUGCACCCCCUUUUCACACCCUCAGUGCACCUGAGCACCCGAAGAGCGGCGGGCGGCGGCGGCGGCACGAAAAGCACCGGCGGCGAGCAGCAUGUCCCGAAGGAAACAGAGCAAACCCCGGCAGAUUAAACGCCCCCUUGAAGAUGCUGUUGAGGAUGAAGAGGAAGAGUGCCUAUCUGAGGAAAAUGAAAUUAUCUCCAAAGAAGACUUUCCCCUGGAGGGAAACUUUUCUGCAGAAUUUGAGUCUGGGAAUCUGAACUGUGAAGAUGUGGAAUACUUUUGUAAUAAAGGUGAUGAAGAGGGCAGCCAAGAAGCAGCAGAUUCUGAUGGGGAUGCACGUUCAGAUAAACCAGGACCGCUUAAGCUUGAGACAGAAGACUGGGAUGGACCAGCAUUAGGAAAUAUAGACUCCAAACCCAUAAGUUAG
This is a messenger RNA of Thamnophis elegans (Western terrestrial garter snake), 723 nucleotides long. RefSeq names its product zinc finger protein ZFPM2-like. Gene Ontology annotation, molecular function: RNA polymerase II-specific DNA-binding transcription factor binding. The record is from RefSeq and is a predicted model, not a curated record. Gene Ontology annotation, biological process: heart development; cell differentiation; negative regulation of transcription by RNA polymerase II. Gene Ontology annotation, cellular component: nucleus. The transcript has 4 exons. NCBI's taxonomy places the organism in Eukaryota, Metazoa, Chordata, Lepidosauria, Squamata, Natricidae. The coding region runs from base 388 to 723 and encodes 111 amino acids.